Coccidioides immitis RS is the source of this 1395-nucleotide messenger RNA. RefSeq names its product pyruvate dehydrogenase complex component Pdx1. NCBI's taxonomy places the organism in Eukaryota, Fungi, Ascomycota, Eurotiomycetes, Onygenales, Onygenaceae. The coding region runs from base 84 to 1061 and encodes 325 amino acids. The record is from RefSeq and is a predicted model, not a curated record. The transcript has 2 exons. Gene Ontology annotation, molecular function: acyltransferase activity.
CUCUCCCUUUCGACAGCAGACAGCAGACAGCAGACAACCGGGUGUGCGCGCAACUGGCUCGUGAAACGGCUCGGCUAGGUGCAAUGGCUGGGCGUCACUCGGCCGCACGACUGUCACGAUGCAUUUCCUCGCGAUACCUGCCAGGAGCCCGUAGCUCCGUCCGCCACUUCCAGAGCAGUGUCCCUGCAUGCGCUGAGCAAUCCCAGCCGCUCUAUCCGUCUGUCGCCCAGCUCAUCCGUGAGAACAACAUCCCGGAAUCCGACAUAUCCAAAAUUCCCGCAACUGGACCCAAGGGGCGGCUCCUCAAAGGCGAUGUGCUCUCCUACAUCGGCGCCAUCCCAUCCGACUACCCAUCAAGCCUCUCUUCCAAACUCUCCGAACGCGCACAGCUUGACCUGAGCAACAUCCGGCCCGCAGAGUCGUCGCCGCCAUCACAACAGCAACAACCCCCAACAGCAUCCCAAGCGGACCAGCGCAGGCCAUCAGAAGCCCCAGCGGCCAUCUCGCCGGAACCAAUCCCCGCAGAACCCUUCGAAACCAACCUCGCCCUCCCGAUCUCCCUGUCCCGCGUCCUCCGCGUCCAAAAAAGAGUCCGCUCCGCCAUCGGAGUGACCAUCCCUCUUUCGACAUUCAUCGCCCGCGCAACGGACAUCGCGAAUGACGAGCUGCCCUCCACGCGCACCCGCACCCGUCAGGAGAUCGCCGACCAGCUGUUCGCCGAGGUAAUCGGCAUCCGAAGCUCCGCGGCUGACGAUCUCCCUGCAACGUCGAGAGGAGACUAUUUCCCGGACAUCAUCUCGGCGGCAGAGCUUGACUCUGCGGCCGAAGAACCCACCGCCCCCGCAGCGGAUAUAAUCGACAUUCUCUCCGGAAAAGCACCCGCUUCUAAUGGCGCUCGUCGCUCGCGGACGGCAGCAGAGAGACCAGUGACCGAGAGCGACUAUAAGUCAAGCGUGUUCAGCCUUACUGUCCCUGCAUCCGAGAGGCUCAGGGGCCAAGCUUUCUUGGAGCGGAUGCAGGCUGUUCUGGAGGAUGAGCCGGAAAAGCUGGUUGUCCUAUAAAAGAAAAUUUCCUACGAUUUUACCCUUCUUUUGAUAAAAACAUCUUGCUUCUCCCCGGCCGUUGACCUUUGGGUUUCUUUUUUUUUUUUCUUUUUUCCCUCCUUUUGCGUCAGCCUCAGACAUGACCCUGCCAGCUUUUCCAUGUAUUAUCCCUUAAGUAUUAUUUUUUCUUCUAGACUUUGUGUAUGAACUUUCCUCAAAUUACCGCUGUUAGCCUUUUGGAGAGGAAGAACAACAACAAAAAAAAGAAAAAAAACUGUGCGAGUAUCGUCUACCUGUAUUCUAUCGACCAAAACUAGAAUGGCAAGGAAAAGGAUUUACGGAAAGUUUUUAA